AUGGGUCAUGUGAAAUCUCAUUGCACAGUCCUCUUUUGCAGUGCUGCUCUGGACCUUGUUUGCUCUUCAUUAAGAAAAUCUAAAGCACCACCUCCUCCAUCUGAAACAAAAACUAUUGCUGCUGCUUCAUUCGAUGACACAGAAUCAGCCAACUUCAUCAUGGAACAGAAAGAGAAUGUAAUUGAUAAAGAUAUUGAACUAUCAGUGGUCCUGCCGGGAGAUGUGAUCAAGUAUACUACAGUUAGUGGGAGGAAGCCCAUGAUGGACUUGCUUAUCUUUCUCUGUGCACAGUAUCAUUUAAAUCCAUCAAGCUAUACUAUAGAGUUGGUAUCUGCAGAAAAUAGCCAGGUUAAAUUCAAGCCAAACACACCAGUGGGAGUGCUUGAGGUGGAGAAGGUGAUUUUAAAACCAAAACAAAUGGAUAAGAAGAAACCUGCUCCUGUUAUACCAGAGCAAACAGUCAGGGUAGUGAUAAACUACAGGAAGACACAGAAGACGGUAGUAAGAGUUAGUCCACAUUCACCCCUUCAAGACCUCAUACCAAUUAUCUGUAGUAAAUGUGAGUUUGAUCCUUCACACACUCUGCUAUUGAAGAAUUACCAGUCUCAAGAACCCCUUGAUGCGACAAAAUCUCUUAAUGACCUUGGACUAAGAGAAUUAUAUGCCAUGGAUGUCAGUCGAGCCACAUCACCAGUUGAUUUAAAUUUACCAUCUUUGCAAGACUCCUAUCAGUCUGAAAACUUGGAUGUUUUGAAGGAGAAGGAAAACAAAGGAUUUUUCAGUUUUUUUCAACGAAGCAAGAAGAAAAGAGAACAAGUUGCCAGUGCCCCAGCAACUCCACUGAUGAGCAAGCCAAGGCCAACAUUUAUCACAAGAUCUAACACUGUUAGCAAGCAGUAUGAUUCAAACACUCUGCCAUCUGAAAUGCCAAAGAAACGGAGAGCUCCUUUGCCACCUAUGCCAAACUCUCAGAGUGCUCCCCAGGAACUUGCACAAGCCCAGGUCAGACCAGCAUCUGGUGUUGUGAAAUCUCACAGCUUUGACAGGAGUCUGCAGGCCCCUGCAGGAUUAGUACGGAAAGGUUCUCUGCCGCUCAGUGACGCCGCCUCUGUGAACUCCUCCCUGCGGAGGAUGAAGCGCAAAGCACCCUCACCACCCUCCAGAGCACCAGGAGAUCAAAGGGAAAGCAGUAAUGAGACUGUAACAGAGUCAACAGAAUCAAUGCCUACUAAAGUGGAAGAACAACUCACUGAAAUGCAGUCCGAAACAG
Messenger RNA from Merops nubicus (carmine bee-eater), 1270 nucleotides. RefSeq names its product cordon-bleu protein-like 1. The annotation marks the transcript as partial. The transcript is spliced from 9 exons. Lineage: Eukaryota; Metazoa; Chordata; Aves; Coraciiformes; Meropidae. Gene Ontology annotation, molecular function: actin monomer binding. The record is from RefSeq and is a predicted model, not a curated record.